Messenger RNA from Phialemonium atrogriseum, 1590 nucleotides. RefSeq lists its product as uncharacterized. Bases 1 to 1590 code for a protein of 529 amino acids. The transcript has 7 exons. The record is from RefSeq and is a predicted model, not a curated record. Lineage: Eukaryota; Fungi; Ascomycota; Sordariomycetes; Cephalothecales; Cephalothecaceae.
AUGGCUCCGGUCCUGUCAAAGCUACCAGCGAGCCGCCGUGAGAUUAUUGUUACCAUCGAUUAUGGGGCAUCACGGCUUAUCUUUGGACGUGGCGAUCCCCACGGCCCUGCAGGUCGACGCAGACGGAAGCACCAGAAUUCCCAAGACCGCCCAGGAUCUGGAUUUCCCGCGCCAUUUGCAUGGAUUAAACUCUUCCUCCUGCACGAAGGCGACUGGCCGCCUCACGCCCUCGGCUCCCCCAUCCUUCGAAAAGCCGCUGGUGCGGCCCGGUCCCUUAGCAUGGGGCCUGUUCGGCUCACCACCGCCUACCUGGAGCAUCUCUGGGACAAGGUCAGGGGAUUCAUUGCCAGAAAGCUGUGUCUCAGCCCUGAAGAAUUCCGAGGGCUUUGCAUGCGCGUCAUCUUCACCGUGCCGGCCGUCUGGCCUGAAGAUGCCUUGCGGCGCAUGGAAGCUGCCAUCCGCGCUUCGGGCAUUCUUGACUCGACGCGAGAGUCGUCUUUCACCUUCAUGCGCGAGCCUGCUGCUGCUGCCGACACCGUGACGUACGAAGUCGCAACCGCCGCAGACGGCAACUACAUUGUGCAUGAGCGUGGUCCCGGAGCGAGCCGACUCUGCGGCGGCGUGUUUCUGCACGACGGUUUCUCCAAGCUUUUUGAGGAGAAGAUCUGUAAUAUCGCUGCCGGAGACACGGAGAUUUUGCAGAAGCUCCGCCCGCACUUCCGGGACAUGGCAUUCACGUGGUGGGGACGCUUGGUCGAGUUCCUGUGGACAGAACCAAGCGAAUCGGACUCGUUCAUUUUGCCUUUUGAGGUGGAGGUGGAAUAUCCCGGGGCCCAGGAGAGCUACCCCGGCGCGCCCGGACAUAUCAUAACCUUUUCAGGGGCGGAAAUUGCAUCUAUCCUCUCCCCUGUCAUUGGCGAAAUUGUCAACCUUGUCCGUGGCCAGAUCCGUGCCACGCGAGAGGUCAUGGCCAGGACUCCAACGUACGUCUUUCUCACCGGCGGCCUGGGGAGCAACCUUCUGCUCCAGGAAUCUCUGAGACUCAAUGUCGAGAGCCCGACGAAGAUGAUUACGUAUAGUGAUACGAGAGGGUUGACCUUUGUUUGCCGUGGAGCCACGGUUUGCGCCUUGCGAGGGUACAGCCCAGGGGGUCGACCCGUGACCGCCAUCCAAUCGCACCUUGCCCUUGCAAACUACGGCAUCCUGCUCGGCGACGCGCCGACCGCGCGGAUCGACUGGGUCAUCCGAAAGGGAUCUCCCCUCUCCUCCACAAAUCCUGUUAGCCACGCCGUUCCGGCGGGCGCCUGGAUGGCCAGUCCCGCCAUCGGCGGCGGCAUCCUCAACGCCUUGACCAUCUGCUGCAUGACGCAGCCGGCCCCGCCGGGCGUGGACGCGAGCAUAGAGGGUCUGAAGACGCUGUGCCGCGUUGCCUGGAAGCGGAACACGGCCGUCGCCGGGUCCGGGGACACCGUCGCCCUCGAGGUCACUCACGACAGUCUGCGCGGCAUCGCCCUGGCUGUCUGCUGCAACGGGCGCCGCCUGGGUUCCGAGAGCGUCUUCGUCGAGUACUUCUUUGCUACAGAGGUCUGA